Mycosarcoma maydis (corn smut) is the source of this 4368-nucleotide messenger RNA. RefSeq lists its product as uncharacterized. Gene Ontology annotation, cellular component: membrane. Gene Ontology annotation, biological process: copper ion homeostasis; monoatomic cation transport. The transcript has 2 exons. Bases 1 to 4368 code for a protein of 1455 amino acids. The record is from RefSeq and is a predicted model, not a curated record. Lineage: Eukaryota; Fungi; Basidiomycota; Ustilaginomycetes; Ustilaginales. Gene Ontology annotation, molecular function: P-type divalent copper transporter activity; copper ion binding; nucleotide binding.
AUGACUUUGUCAGGCUAUUUCGAUGGUUCGUCGUCACAGAACGAUGAGCGGCUUCCUCUGUUGCACCACGCAUCAGCAGCGUCCGCACCUCGAUACACCGCCACAGACAAUGUACUGGAGAACCAUGAACGCCGCUUGGUCACCAAGACGAGCAAACGCUCUUCGUCUAGCUACUCCGAUCCCUCCUUAGCCAAUGGACAAGCAACUUGGAAUCUUAUUGUCAGAAUCCAAGCAGUGUGCCCCAACAUCCACUGCCCUUCCUGCAUCUCCCAUCUUAUAAGUCUCGUCUCGGAUCUCGCAAUCGAUCAUUCAUGUCGCACACGGAUCGCAAAUGUCAGCACGUCGCUGAUUGACCGCAGCCUCAGCUUUGAUCUCACCAUUUCAGCUAGUCAUAUGCAGCCCAACACAACUACAACCAUCGGCAGCAUCAAUCCUGCUCGUCCAACUUCAAAGCUCGUAACCCGUCUCGUCAAGGAAAUCGCCUCAAUUCUUGCCCAGGACGGCUUCCCUGUAGAUCACUGCCGCGUCAAACUUGUCUCGCCGAACCCCUCAGAUCGCCGCUACAAAGACGCUCUCACUUUCAUCCUGGAUCAGCCCGACCUCUACGAGCUGCAAGACACCAGUCCACGCCCCCAUAGUCUGCCAAACGAUGCUCGUCGAGCUACAAGCUACCAAAUCUCCAAGUCUGGCUCCGUUCUUGCUGAUCUUUCCGCCUCCCUUGGAUCUACUCUACGCGCAGUUCUCUCUGGCUCCAACACUGUCACUCAAGACUCACUCCGCCUUCAACAAGAGCGAUGGCAGAGACAUCUCGAAAUCUGCCAUGCCUGUCGAGACGGCAUUACAGACACAACUGACCGGCGCGUUUCUUCCUCCGCACAGUCACAUCUCCUGGGACCAGAGGUACACCAUUCUGAUAAUGAAUUCAAGUGCAACGUAUCCGACCGUCAUUCCGCAGAAAGGGUGGUGGCCACCCUGUCUAUUGCGGGCAUGACUUGUGCCUCAUGUGCACAAUCAUCAACACAGUCUGCAGACGAUGAUUUGAUCCAUCGAAUCGAUUCGCUACAGGUCAAUGUGAUGUCCGCCUCUGCUACUGUGACCACACAUCCCUCUGCAGUUGACAAGGUCCUCAAAUCCAUCAAAGACGCAGGCUUCGAAGCACAAUUGAUCAAAACAAGUCCAGUGCCCCGACCGGCGCCCCUAGAACAAGGCCACCUUGCGCCUCAUUGGAUCGGCAAAAUUUCGAUUCAAGGUAUGACCUGCGCAAGCUGUGUACAGAGCAUCAGCUCAGCCCUCAAAGCGUACUCCGACGAGACAAAUCCAAACAGCCAUGUCAAGAUCCUCAACAUCUCGAUCAAUCUCAUGGCCAAGUCGGCAGAUGUCAAGCUCUCGACGGAUUUGACCAGCUCAGUGGCAAAGAGUGACGUGCAGAAACGCUUAGAGCAAGUAGUCAGCGAGAUUGAAGACGUCGGCUUUGAUGCCGAGUUGAUCAGCGUAGAGCAUGUUCAAAGCAAAUGUUUCAUACCGCAGGACGAAAUUAGAUCAACGAGCGACGACGGCAGCUCGCAGCACAGAUCAGUUCGUAUAACAAUGGAAGGCAUGUUCUGUCACCAUUGCGUCAAAAAAGUGCAUAAAUAUUUCCAAGACAAACAGCAAAGUCAUCCAUCCGAUAUCGACAUCAACCAGGAGGAUCUGGAAGCCUUCAACCUGUCUAAGCCCUUCAUCAGCUUUUCUUAUGCAUCUGGGAAGAGCUCCAAGAUCCGCUUGCGAGAUAUCAUUACCGAUCUCAACAAGCUCGAUCCCGCUUUCGAAGCUAGCUAUUCGCCGCCCGCGUCGCUCGCCUCUCGCUCCGCAGUGUUGGCGCGUAAGGAGCUCCGAGAUCUCUUGAUCCGACUCAGCAUCACUGCGCUCUUCGUCGUCCCUUCGCUAGUCAUCUCAAUGAUCGCACCCCUACUGUCAUCCAAUCAUCCAUUACGUCGCUCUCUUUCGCAGUAUGUAGUCGGAUCCGCUACCAGGGCCGAAGUGGCCAUGUGGUUGAUCUCGACUCCUGUCCAAUUUGGUGUCGGUUCCAUCUUCUUCAAGAAAGCAUGGCGUAGCUUGUCCUCAGUGUGGAAAAGAGGUCGGUCGUACACCGAUCGUUUCCUACGAUUUGGAAACAUGGACGUCCUUGUCGCGCUCGGCACCCUCAUUGCUUAUACAUCUUCGCUGGUUUUUCUCAUCCUUGAUGCUUUCCGCCCACCGUCGCACUCAUCGAAUAGCAGAACACUCUCUUAUAGCAACGAAAGCCAGGUCGACGACUCGAUACCCGACGAAAUGGGCAUGACUUAUUUUGAAGUAUCCGUCUUCCUCGUCUUCUUCAUCUUGCUUGGUCGAGCACUCGAAUUGGUCAGCAAGAAAAAAACAGGCGAUGCUGUGGCCGAUUUGGGCAAGAUGAAGCCGUCUUCGGCAUAUCUCAUUCUGGAUCCAUCGAUUUUAGCCCAGAGCAAGACCCAAGUAGUGGAUGUGGAUAUGCUCGAGAUCGGCGAUUACGUACUUGUGCCUUGCGGUGCCUCACCUCCACUGGAUGGUACCUUUGCCGGUACACCAACUGGCAGCGAAGAUGCACAGGCGCUUUUGGAUGAAAGCAGUCUCUCCGGUGAAGCUCGACCGGUGAGCAAGGCGAUCGGCGACUCGCUCUUUGCUGGAACGAUCAAUGUCUCACCAACAGCCAUCUAUGCUCAGGUCGGUGUCCUUCCAGGCUCCUGCAUGAUCGAUGACAUUCUCGAGGUCGUCCAAGAAUCCGCCGGCAAAAAGGCGAGCAUCGCGCAACUCGCAGAUAAGAUCACGGGCGUGUUCGUACCCAUCAUUGUCUACCUCUCGUUGCUCGUCUUUUUAUUGUGGACGUUGCUGCUCUAUACGGGUGUUUUGAGCGAGAGCUGGCAGUCGAGACAUGUGCCGCACUACGCAGAACCGGGCGCCAAGCUCGUGUGGGCGCUGCAGUUUGGCAUUUCUUGUCUGCUAGUUGCUUGUCCAUGUGGAAUCGGGCUUGCUGCUCCGACAUCGCAGUUGGCGGGGAUCGGUCUAGCUUCCAAGCACGGUAUCUUGGUUAACGGUGGAGGCGAGGCGUUCCGAGCGGCAAGUGCAGCGGUUCGAGGCAGUGCCGAUCUCGUAAUGGUCUUUGACAAGACGGGAACCAUCACCAGGGGUGAAGCUGUCAAAGUGACGUCUUUCCGCUUUGCUCCGCCCUUCCACGAGUCGAGUGAAGCGAACAGGACGGAACAAGGCUGGGAUCGAGAGACGCUGCUUCGGUGUAUGGACCUAGUGGAGCAGUCGAGUACACAUCCCUACGCAGGAGCUGUGCGUGGAUUCAUCGCUGCACAAUUGGAACGAUCAGAGUCUACAGCCGAUGCUCAAUCGUCGCUUCCCAAGCUCGUGGCGGUCGCAGAAGUAGCUGGCAAGGGCCUGCGAGCCACCUUCGAGUCAAACAAGGAUCCGAAAUCCAGCUUUUUGCUUCUCAUUGGCAACAAAAGGCUAAUGGACGAGAUGCACGGAGCUUACACUUGCAUCGACGAAUCGAUCAAAAUCGCAGAGAAAGAAUGGUCAGCCGCCGCCAACAGUGUUGUCUAUGUUGGCUUUCGAUCAUCAUGCAGCAAAGCUGGAAAGAUAAGCCUCGCUCUAGCGAUGAGUGACGUGAUUCGGCCCGAAGCUUGUUGGGUAGUCACACAUCUGGAGCAAAAGUUUGGUGCCGAAGUGUGGAUGAUAAGCGGCGACAAUGAGGCUACGGCUAGAGGGAUUGCUGCUCAGGUGGGGAUUGCGCAAACUCGAGUGGUAGCGGGAGUGCUGCCGGUUCAGAAGAAAGAAUGGGUGGAGAAGCUGCAGAUUUCUCGCGCCCGGCAGUGUGAACGCGGAUCAUUCGGAACAUGGAAUCGGCUACGCCGAUGGUGGCCAGGCGGGACCGGUCAACGACAGCGAAUCGUGUGUUUUGUCGGAGACGGCAUCAAUGACUCGCCCGCCCUGUCCUCGGCCUCGCUCGGCAUAGCGCUCGGAUCCGGCAGCUCGAUCGCACACUCGUCGUCGGAUUUUAUCCUUCUUCGCCGCACUUGUCCAUUGCUCUCUUUGCCUCUGCUGCUGUCGCUAUCGCACGCGACGUACCACAAGAUCUGGACCAACUUCGCGUGGGCAUUCGUCUUCAAUCUCUGCCUGAUACCCGUGGCCGCAGGGGCGCUGGUUGCGGUGGGUGUAGGACUGGGUCCCGCGCUCAGCGGGCUGGCUAUGGCGUUCAGCAGUACGAGCGUCGUGUUGAACAGUUUGACGUUGAGAUGGUGGAGGCCGAACAGGGCGGUGAGGGAGAUGAUCGAGAUGUACGAUGACCAAGACGCCAGGCAGUCGUAA